This is a messenger RNA of Colossoma macropomum (tambaqui), 2139 nucleotides long. RefSeq names its product zinc transporter ZIP11-like. The transcript is spliced from 10 exons. Bases 71 to 1093 code for a protein of 340 amino acids. Gene Ontology annotation, biological process: zinc ion transmembrane transport. The record is from RefSeq and is a predicted model, not a curated record. Lineage: Eukaryota; Metazoa; Chordata; Actinopteri; Characiformes; Serrasalmidae. Gene Ontology annotation, cellular component: membrane. Gene Ontology annotation, molecular function: zinc ion transmembrane transporter activity.
CACGUGUACAGGGAAGCAGGAAGUAAAUGCUGCGGGCGCUCCGUGUUGACUGUGUUUACAGCCGGGCGCCAUGCUUCCUGACCACAGUCCUGUGGUCCAGGCCCUGCUGGGCACUCUGUUCACCUGGGGGCUGACCGCCGCAGGGGCUGCGCUGGUCUUCGUCUUCUCCGGCAGGCAGAAGCGGAUCUUGGAUGGAAGUCUGGGCUUUGCUGCCGGGGUGAUGUUGGCAGCCUCAUACUGGUCCCUGCUGGCCCCUGCGAUCGAGAUGGCGGAGGAAUCUGGGAAAUAUGGGGCGUUCGCGUUCUUCCCCGUCGCUGUGGGUUUCGCACUGGGGGCAGCGUUUGUUUAUUUUGCGGACCUGAUGAUGCCGUUUCUGGGUGUUGGUGUGGACCCACAUCUGUCCCUGGCUCUCCCUGCUGACGCCAGACCGCCCAAAGAGAAGGUGGAGGACCCUGUCAUCCCGUCCACAGAAGCCGAGGAGCUGUCAAUCAGGAUAGGUAGAGCUGCAGCUCACUCAGAUAAACUGGAGAAUGGAGAAGUUCACCAGAGAAGAAAGGGAACCCAUGCUGGGCCUGCAGAAGGACAGGAAGUAGUUGCCAGACCGCAGGAAGUGCCAGGGCCAUCAGGGAGCAGCUGGAGACGCAUCCUUCUGCUAAUCCUGGCCAUCACCAUCCACAACAUUCCCGAGGGUCUGGCGGUGGGGGUGGGAUUCGGAGCUGCUGGGAAGACCACCUCGGCUACGUUCGAGAGCGCCAGAAACCUGGCCAUAGGCAUAGGAAUCCAGAAUUUCCCAGAAGGCCUUGCGGUGAGUCUGCCGCUGCGAGGCUCUGGAACGUCCACUUGGAGAGCCUUCUGGUACGGGCAGCUAAGUGGGAUGGUGGAGCCGCUAGCUGGGUUGCUAGGCGCCGUUGCCGUGGUGCUGGCUGAGCCGUUGCUACCCUACGCUUUGGCCUUUGCUGCGGGGGCCAUGGUUUACGUGGUGGUGGAUGACAUCAUACCUGAAGCCCAAGUCAGUGGAAAUGGAAAGCUGGCCUCCUGGACCUCCAUCCUUGGCUUCAUCGUGAUGAUGUCACUGGACGUCGGCCUGGGAUGAAGCCGAGCAUUCACUGGAACUCUGAGUGACCAUUCUGAAUGUCCUGGCCGCUGGGCAGCACUGUAAACAGGACCAAAUUAACUGUAUUCUCAAUAAUUCAGGGUUAAUGAAGUGGAGAAUGUUUGGAGCUUUUUUACUUAUUAAUGAUUCAUAGAUUUGUUUUCCCAGAGCGAUAAUUAGUGAUUAGUUAUGUGUUACGGAAUGACCUAAUACUUGAAGUUAUCACUGUAUGAAUGGAUGUCGUGGGUGAAAGAGGGUGAUUGUGUGCGGAUGUGUGGUUUAUAGUUUUCCAGGUUUACAUGUUUCCCUUUCUUGCUCCACAGCUGCAGUAUGAAGAUUGUUUGUUCAUUAAAACUACAUGUUCUCAGCCUUAAAACACAGCAAUGACUCUUCCUAUUUAACUGGAUUCGUUAACAAGCUUGUUUCUCAUUGGUCUUUCUGGAGCUUUUAUUCAGCCACUGGACUGUGCUACAUAUCCUACAGAGGCUCUUUUUAAAGGACAUUCCACUGGAAGUCCAGCGUUUAAUAUGUGAUUGCUCACUUUCUGAGAGCCAUUCUGAGCUGAGAUGUUGAACAUUACUGAUGAUACUACAGUCUGUAACUGUACACCUACAUAGUGGAGCUGUAAGGUAGGUGUACAGUUACAGACUGUAGUCUAUCUGCAGCUGUACGGUUUAUCAGCCCCCUCUUCAGUAUCAAAUCAGUAUCAGCUGAUACUUCAGGCUUCAGUAUCGGUACCAGACUAAUUGGUAUCGUGCCGUCUGUAGUCCCUGUACACACAGCCUGCUAGUGUGACUGAAUUCUUUCAGUUUCUUUGAACUCACAUAUUAAACUAUUAAACAUAUUAAACUUCAAAGAACUCACAUAAUAAACUAUGGAUUUGCAUGGAACGCUUCCUGAGAGGAGUGUGUGUGUGUGUGUGUGUGUGUGUGUGUGUGUGUGUGUGUGUGUGUGUGUGUUGUUGGAUAAACAUGACUGUAAAUAUGGAAAUAUUCCAUACAUUUCCAGAAUGGAGUGAUACUGUAAUAAACCAAACCUGCCUAAAC